This is a messenger RNA of Cuscuta campestris, 3102 nucleotides long. Lineage: Eukaryota; Viridiplantae; Streptophyta; Magnoliopsida; Solanales; Convolvulaceae. The record is from the annotation of a GenBank genome assembly.
AGCAGCAUUGGUCUUCGUUCCUCCUUUAAAACCAACCAAGUGUUUUGCUCCUUCUCGCUGAAUCAACCGCAGAGGCUCAAAAGAUGAUCCGAGUUUCGGCAAUGGUGGCACAUUUCUGAUUCUGUAGCUUCAAUCGCAUCACAGAUCCGCCAUUACUACGCCCCGGUGAAAAUUGUGAAGUUGUUGAAAGGAUAAUAUAAUUUUCUUUGGGAAAUAUGGCUUUAGGAAAGUACUCUAGGGUUGAUGGUCGGAAAUCAUCACCAAACUAUUGUUCAACAGUGAGUAUAGUGAUUUUUGUGGCAUUAUGCUUGGUUGGGGUGUGGAUGAUGACAUCAUCAUCCAUUGUACCUGUACAAAAUUCAGAUGCAUCUUCACAACAGCAAGAGAGCAAGAGUGACUUGAAAGAACAGGUAAAUGAGAGUGAUACUGGCAGCAAGGAAAAAAACAAUGCUAGUGAUGAAAGUAGUGAAACUAGUGCUGGGAAAUCAAAACAGUUUGAGGAUGCUCCUGGAGAUCUACCUGACGAAGCAACUAAACAGGAUGUUGCAACUCCAGAAGAAAAGAAUUCUGGUUCCCAAGAUAUCGGGAAAACUGCAGAAGAAAAUCAGAAACUAUAUACAGAAGAGAAACCUGGUGAAAACAAAGAUGAACCACAGUCUGAAGAUGAAUCCAAGAGUCAGACUGAAAAUGGAGAAGAAAAGAAAGAAAAUGGAGAGUUGAACCCUGAUGAUAAGAAGUCUGAAGAAGGGGGGAGCACUGAAAGCAAAUCUGCGGGAGAAGGCUCUGAUGUGAACACGUCUGAUGUAGUUGAUGCUGAGAAAACCACAGAAGAAAGCACCGGUGAGAGAAAAGAAGGUGACAAAGAAGAUAGUAAAAUAGAUGAUAAGGAAGACAAAAAGGAUCAGGAUGCUUCUGAUGAGAAAAAGGAAUCUUCAAAUGAAGUUUUUCCUUCAGGAUCUCAGUCUGAGCUUCUGAAUGAAACUACGACACAGAAUGGGGCAUUUUCAACUCAGGCAACAGAAUCAAAGAAUGAAAAGGAGAUUCAAAAGUCUUCUGGAUUGGAUAAGGAGAAAUGGAAUAGUUGGAAGCUCUGCAAUGUCACUGCUGGCCCCGAUUACAUCCCUUGUCUUGACAAUCUGGAUGCCAUUAAGCAUCUCAGAAGUACUAAGCAUUAUGAGCACAGGGAGAGACACUGUCCUGAAAGUUCUCCAACUUGCCUUGUUCCACUUCCAGAAGGAUAUAAACGCCCAAUUGAGUGGCCUACAAGCCGGGAAAAGAUAUGGUACCAUAAUGUUCCACACACAAAGCUUGCAGAGGUUAAGGGACAUCAAAAUUGGGUUAAAUUUAGUGGUGAAUACCUUAUCUUCCCUGGCGGUGGAACCCAGUUUAAGCAUGGUGCUCUAAAUUAUAUUGAUUUCCUACAACAGUCUCUGCCUGACAUUGCAUGGGGAAAACGUACUCGUGUAAUAUUAGAUGUUGGUUGUGGGGUUGCCAGCUUUGGAGGCUUUCUUUUUGAAAGAGAUGUAUUAGCUAUGUCAUUUGCUCCAAAAGACGAACAUGAAGCUCAGGUUCAGUUUGCACUUGAAAGAGGAAUUCCUGCUAUAUCUGCUGUCAUGGGUACCAAAAGACUUCCCUACCCCAGUGGAGUCUUUGAUAUUGUACAUUGUGCACGGUGUAGGGUUCCCUGGCAUAUCGAAGGUGGUAAGCUGCUCUUGGAACUUAACCGUGUUCUCCGUCCUGGUGGGUACUUUGUAUGGUCUGCCACUCCUGUCUACCAGAAGCUUCAGGAAGAUGUUGAAAUCUGGGAAGCCAUGAAGAAAUUAACCAAAAAAAUGUGCUGGAAAAUGGUUAAAGUCAACAAGGACAGUUUGAAUGGAGUAGGCGCUGCCUUUUUUCGCAAGCCUAUUUCAAAUGAGUGCUAUGAGCAGAGGUCGGAAGAUGAUCCUCCACUCUGCAUUGACUCUGACGAUCCUAAUGCAGCCUGGAAUGUGCCCUUACAAUCUUGCAUGCACAAAGUUCCCACAGCUGAAUCAAAAAGAGGAUCUCAAUGGCCUGAAAUGUGGCCUGCUAGGCUUGCAAAAUCACCAUAUUGGCUACUGAGUUCCCAGACAGGAGUUUAUGGAAAGCCAGCUCCUGAAGAUUUUGCUGCAGAUCACAAACAUUGGACACGAGUUGUGACCAAGUCAUACAUGAGUGCCAUCAAUUGGUCUACUGUGCGGAAUGUCAUGGACAUGAAUGCUGUGUAUGGUGGAUUUGCAGCUGCCCUGAAAGAUUUGAAAAUUUGGGUUAUGAACAUUGUUUCAAUUGAUUCUGCUGAUACCUUACCUAUAAUAUAUGAGAGGGGUCUUUUCGGAAUGUACCAUGAUUGGUGUGAAUCAUUCAACACUUACCCUCGAUCUUAUGAUCUUCUCCAUGCCGAUCAUCUCUUCUCCAAGAUAAAGAUAAAGUGUAGCUUGAUGGGGUUGGUCGCGGAGGUGGAUCGGAUAUUAAGACCGGAAGGGAAGAUCAUAGUGCGCGACCGCGUCGACAUAAUUAGUGAACUGGAAAACAUUUUCAAGUCGAUGCAUUAUGAGGUUAGGAUGACAUAUUCCAAGGACAAAGAAGGUUUGCUGUGUGUGCAGAAGACAAUGUGGCGCCCCGAGGGUUACGAGACACUUGUUUACGCCAUUGCUUAAUAGCAUGUUCAUCAUCGAACGUCGUUAUUCAUUUCUUUUCUGCCAGGUGUAUCUUCAUCUGCUAGCAAUAUCUAGGGCGCUUUUGAUUCAUUGGGUUGUUUAGGUUUGGUGUCACGAUUUUGUUCUUUCUGUUUGUAACAUCAUUNCGUGUCUCUCUGCUGCGAUCUAAAAUAUGUAAUUUUUUGUGUGCACUAACUUGUGCAGGUGUAGCUUGAUGGGGUUGGUCGCGGAGGUGGAUCGGAUAUUAAGACCGGAAGGGAAGAUCAUAGUGCGCGACCGCGUCGACAUAAUUAGUGAACUGGAAAACAUUUUCAAGUCGAUGCAUUAUGAGGUUAGGAUGACAUAUUCCAAGGACAAAGAAGGUUUGCUGUGUGUGCAGAAGACAAUGUGGCGCCCCGAGGGUUACGAGACACUUGUUUACGCCAUU